Molecule: messenger RNA, 3288 nt
Organism: Wasmannia auropunctata (little fire ant)
Lineage: Eukaryota; Metazoa; Arthropoda; Insecta; Hymenoptera; Formicidae
Exons: 11
Coding region: 251-2902 (883 amino acids)
Source: RefSeq, a predicted model, not a curated record
AUACUUUUUUUUUUUUUGUCAAAACUGUCAAAACUGAUCGAUUUCAUCUGCGUCAAAUUACUUACUAAUUAUUUUUUAUUUAUAUACGUAUUAGCAUCUAUUAUUACUUGUUAAUUUGAGACCGUACUUUCGGUCGUUUCGUAAACGAGAGACACGAGAAAGUUUGUGUUUUCGAACGCAAAAGAUUCGCCGAUUUCGCGGCACAUCGGGCUACCGGAAUCCGAUAUCAAUCGGUUAUAAUGUACAGAUAAUGAUAUCUCCACUUCCGUCAUACGACGACGAGCUUUUGAAUAGCGCUUACGCAAACGUCAGUUUGAUCGCCGACAAGACCUGGACCUUCGAUCCGGAGGAUCCUUUCCGAAAGUUAAAUCAUUCCCUCUGGAUUCAAAGUUGCGAAGUAACCGCGAAGUACGAGGAAUAUGGUGAUUAUCGUCCAAGACUCGUUCGAGACGUCAUCUCCGAAUCGCGCUUGGCGAAAUACGGUAAUUACGAGUACGACGAGCAGCAUGAGAGAAUGUACAGGCCAGACGACGGUAAAUCGUCGGGUAGCGUGCCUCGCCACUUCCGUUCGGCUACGGAGGCUGUGGAACCGUGGAUGCUUCCUGAAGUUCAAGAACACUUCGCCCGGUUAAUCUCGCCGAGCUGCACGCGAUUGCAUCGGGAACCUACGUUCAAUUUGCAAAGCUCAGCAAUACAAAUACUAAAGUGUAAUGCCGCGAGGAGGGAUAAUGAAGCCGUCGCUUGCUCGAACUUCCAAUCAGACUGGAAUGAGAGCUCGAAAAAGCGACGUCAAAAAACCAGUCCAAAAGGGAGUAGAAAAAUUGGAUUGCGCGAUGAAUUACCUUCGGCUUAUAAAUCGGACGAGGGCGGAAAAGCAAUCAAAAUGUUUGCCCGUCAUCGCCGAUACAUUGUCGAGACCGCUGCAGAAAUGCAGCUACAGUUCCGCAUCGAGAGCGACACUGUGCGCGACAUAUGGAACCCCGAGAAAUUUCAGCAGCAGCAGCAACAGCAACAGCAGCAGAAACAGCAACAGCAACUGCAGCAGUUGCAGCAGCAGCAGCAGCAGCAGCAGCAGAGAUGCCAUCAGCAAAGCCAGCAAUCGCAUGUCGCGCGGCAGACACACCCUGUCGCUCAACAUCAUCAGUUCUACUGCGCGUUGCAGUAUCAACCCUUGAUCCUAAGAGCGGAGUACCAGCGGAAACCGCUGUUGUCACCUUCACCGCUACCACCCCCGCCGCUGUCGCUACCACCGGUUCUGAGCGCCGAGGUGCCGGAAUUCUUCCCGAAAUCGAACUUACCCCCGAUAGCCUACAGCUUGAACAACGGCAAAGAGCGCAAGGCUUGUCAGUUACGUUACUUUCCGUCGUUGAACGACAGAAAUUAUCAGAACGAUUAUAACCGGUCGCAACAGGAGACAGCGGCGACUGUUUUUCCGAAUACCAAAAUGUCCAUAUUACCAGCGACAGAGACGAAUAUGUUUCGUUCGCCUCAAGAAUGGAUUCAGAGAAUGGCACCACCGGUGCAAUUACAAUUGACAGCGUCUUCCUCGUCACCACUGUCAAUCUGCACGCCGCUGCAACCGAUUCACGAUGCUGCGAUUGCCCAUCGUCCUUUGCAGAUGUACGAGAAGUUUUUGCCUUAUACCCAGCCGAGUACAACACCCAUACCCGUGUACCAGCGACCAGUGGAACUGUACCAGGAGCCGAUGCUGAAGCGGAAGAGUCAAGGGGUCGACUUCAACAAUCUCAUACUACUGACGAAGAACAGCAUCAAGACGCGACGCGGCUACACGAAGCCCACUGUUCAGCAGCCUUUCCUCCUGGAGUCCAGACAGAGCCUGAAAACAUCCAGUCACAAUGUGCAGGUACAGUGGUUCGACAAAGAUCACUGUGCGAAGAAAACGAAGGAGGUGACCGUGAACGCGCUCGUGUCCGAGUUGCGCAGCUUCGAGGAGAAAUACGAAUAUUGCAGAGAAGCCGAUACCGGCUGGAGAACGGCCGCCGAAUCGCAGCCUCAAUGCCAGCAAAGAAUGUCUGAAACUUCGUUCCAGUUGAAGGGUAGAAUCUUUGAGAACGAGAGCUCAAGAUGUGGGUCGAAGGACAGAUUCUUCGGAAACGAGAGCUCAAGAUAUAGGCCUACGGACACUGAGGAGAAGGACAAGAGGACAAAGCGGCCGCUCUAUAGGGACGUCCUGGCGAAUGCCUCGAACGAGGCGAUCCUGGAUAACGUCUUCGAGAAGAGGUACGAUGAACUCGAGCAACAAGCUAUGGAACAAUACAGGAAUUCGGAGGAAUCAUUAGCGCUCAAAUAUCAGGAAUUGGAACGUCAAGCGAUGGAACAGUACAGAAAUAGCAACACAGGAGACGAAAACCGCUCGAUGGAUCAGGAUUGUACCGAUGGACAAAGAUGUUCGGAAUAUGGACAUUGCAGUCCCGUGAAAAGACAUGCUGGAAGGAAGGGUUCUUGUUUUCCGCCAAUUACUCUGUUGAAGCCGAAGGGUAAAUCCUUGCCGAAUGUCUGUCAUGGAUCGUCACUUAAUGACAGCAAUCAUCAAACAGCAAUCGCUUCGAGAAGUUUAUCUGCAUUGACUGACGGAUCGUCGAAGAAAUCGAAAAACAUAUGUAAGGGUGCAUCAGGAGAUAAAAUUGAUACGAGUGUCUCAGUUCGAGCAUCGUCGAAGCGUCUGAUACUGAUGUCACCCUUCGAGCGUAAAUCAGAUGCCAAACAAAUAAUGAAAACGACGGAACUACGAAGUAUCUGCUCGUUCUCCCAAACAAGAAAGAAUGUGCUCGACUAUUAUCGGACCUCUGAAAUCGCCCAGAACGGCAGCGGUGACGAAAAUAUAACGAUCAUACAAUCGCCUAGUACUGAAGUUUGGUUGUCCGAAUUCUGGACUACUUAAUUCAACGAAUUUCGUGAAAAAAAUUGAAAAACUAUCGAGGCUUUUUCGUGAAGACGACGUUGAAUUGAACCCGAGAAAUUCUUCAGAAAUCGUAAAAGCUAAUCGUGAUUUGUGUAACAUAAUUAAUAUUAAUCGUGUAACAUAAUUAAUAUUAUAGGCAUAUAUAAGUAUAUAUAUAUGUAUGAGAAAUAAGUUAUAACGCAUUCAUGUGAUAUACGUAUAUUGGCAUACAAUCGACAAGACAAUUUAUAUAAAUCUUCAAGAGAUAAAUUAUUGCUUGUAAAUAGUGACCAGACUUGCGACAUGCAUUAAGCAUAUCUAUCCGUUCGUAAGCACGUAUUAUAUAUUUUUUUUAUACUGUAAAAUAUAAUGCUAUAAAAAGAUAA